Messenger RNA from Myxocyprinus asiaticus (Chinese sucker), 1040 nucleotides. Its product is annotated as FGFR1 oncogene partner 2 homolog. The record is from RefSeq and is a predicted model, not a curated record. Gene Ontology annotation, biological process: response to wounding. The transcript has 6 exons. The coding region runs from base 54 to 701 and encodes 215 amino acids. NCBI's taxonomy places the organism in Eukaryota, Metazoa, Chordata, Actinopteri, Cypriniformes, Catostomidae.
ACGGCUAAAGCAACAGGAAGUGUUCUAAACUGAGCCGUAGCUGCAGAUAAGGAAUGACCUGUACGCUUGAGAAGGUACUGGCCGAUGCCAAAUCGCUUGUGGAGAGACUCCGGCAUCAUGACAAUGCUGCUGAGAUCCUGAUAGAACAAACCACACUACUGAACAAGAGAGUGGAGGCCAUGAAACAGUAUCAGGAAGAGAUUGAGGGGCUGAACCAGGUGGCGAGACAUCGGCCGCGCUCUGCUCUGGUCAUGGGCAUCCAGCAGGAAAACCGGCAAAUACGGGAACUGCAACAGGAAAAUAAAGAGUUGCGCACAUCACUAGAGGAGCAUCAGUCUGCGCUGGAGGUGAUCAUGAGUAAAUACAGAGAGCAAGUGUUUCGCCUUGUGAUGGCCGGCAAGAGAGACGAUCCUGCUAUAGUCACCCAGCUCAGAGAACAACAUACUAAUGAGAUGCAAGUGCACAUUGAAAAGAUUAAUGAAAUGGCCACAGUGAUGAGGAAAGCCAUCGAAGUGGAUGAAGGGCGACUGUGUGAUGAUGAAGAGAGAAUUAAACGACUGGAGCUGGAGAACAGUGGUCUGCGCGAGCUGUUGGGCAUCAGUCGCGAGGCGUUUCUGGUGCUGAAGAGCAACGACACGUCUGACAGCACAUCUCUCUCUCCGCUGCUCACCAGCACAGACGUCAGUCUGAGGAAAAGCUAGAGACCAUCAGAGACUCUGUACGACACCAUGCAUUACAUCACCGCUCACAUGACCAGUGUGAGAAAACCAACAAAUCCCACAAUCCUCCAUCAUCACUCGCUCACUGCCAGCUCAGCUUGACCUGGAUGUCCAUCACGGGGCGACAGCUGUCAUGAGCGAUUCAGCGCUCUCGGUGUCUGUGGGGCAUGUUGACUAGCCGAGCGAACUGAUCGGCAGAUUGUGCAUUAUUACCUGAAUGUGGGACUUUGCAAAGUGAAUGUGCACACAAUGUAGCUUUUUUUGCUUGUUGUAUUUGUGACGGUUUAAUGUGUGUAUGAGAGAAAGUAUCAUUGAUAGUGA